AUGUCACGUUGGCAGAAGCAGAAGCAGCAGAAGCAGCAGCAAGAAGGCGUAACGUAUUGUGUGUAUGUGCCGCCCCAUAAAGCUCCGCCCACUUUUCCGGCGACGACACCUUUUGGGAAGAUUUGCAUGCCAUUCUAUUGCUGGUCGAUGGGGGCCACCACAACUACUCGAUCCGGGUGUAACAUGUGGAUCUCAGCCGUGCUAUUGUUGAUUGCGUUUUCUACAGUUGCAGAUUCUAUGUCCAUUCCACUGCGCGAGGUGAUUCUCCAAUGGUCGGAUAAUAUGGCUCCAGCGGAAGUGCUCUCCAGUGGUUAUCAACGGUUAUCCAGAUCUUUUAACAUGGGUCCAGACGUUGUUGAAAACUGCUUCAAAUUUUCUGGAAAGUUCUCAAAGAUUCCCAAAAAUUAUUUGAUUGAUGGCAUGGAUAGAUUCAAAUGGUAUUUUAUGAAAUUUAAUGAUUCUUUAAAAACCGCAGAAAAGGUCAGCACACUACAUGCCUAUGAAUUUGAACACGAGAUUACGGUAACAGUAACCUCGUGGAAUUUCACAGGCUACCGAGUUUUUUGCCGUUAUCUAGACACGGACGGUGCAGAAAUUGGUAACCCUUAUGAGAGUUUCGCAUAUCCAGAAUAUAUUGUACAUUGUCCAAAACGAGCAGGAACUCAAAAAAUUGGUUUAAGUGUGACUCAAAAUGGAGAAUUUCUACCAUUACCUCUAGUAGAUAGAAUUCUGAAAAAACCAAAGUAUGAGCUAUCAAUGUGUGUGGCUACAAUAUACGGGGAGGAGCCGAAAUGGUUGAUGUUCAUCGAAAUGAUAGAACACUACAAACUACAAGGUGUUCAACACUUCUACCUGCAUAUUCAUAAAGCAUUGGAGUAUGAUUUGAAAGUGAUAAAUGAUUAUGCAAGAACUGGUGAAGUGGAAAUUCAUUAUCUCCUGGAAAGAGAUAAGCGAACUGAUAAUCACUGGCAUAUGGUCAACAUAGCGGACUGCCUAAUUUGGUCCCGCGGAGAAUCCAAAUGGACCAUUUUCGCAGAUCUGGAUGAGCGAAUUCUGAUGACAGAGUAUCCGGGAACAAUUCUAGAUUAUAUCAAAAAGGUGGAGGGUCCGAGGAUAGGAAGUUUGAGAUUUCGACAGCAGUGGGUGCUGAAAACCGAAUUGAUGCCAAAGAGAUUUGAAUCUAAGGAUAAGCUUAUAGAAUGGAUGCCUACUCAUCGGUGGCACAACUCGUCCGCGGUUGGACCACGGGGGCAUACUGCAAAAUGUAUUGUGGAUACAUCAAAGGUGUUUAUAAUGUUCAUUCAUUAUGUAACGGAAUUUUUUCCUGGAGGAGAUUAUGUCGAAGUCGAUGUUGGACCAGAGAAAGGGAUCGUUAGACACUAUCGAGAUCAAUCUCUGGGAAAUUGGGGACAGAAAUGGUUAAAGGAGACACUGGAAUUCGGGUCGUUGAGAAAUACGGACUAUCCAUCGAAAUAUCUCAAAAAUCUGACAGAGAAUGUGAUUCGGAGAGCUACUUAUGUCUAUGAUAACGAACUUGAUUAA
Messenger RNA from Caenorhabditis briggsae, 1542 nucleotides. Lineage: Eukaryota; Metazoa; Nematoda; Chromadorea; Rhabditida; Rhabditidae. The transcript is spliced from 9 exons. The record is from RefSeq and is a predicted model, not a curated record. The coding region runs from base 1 to 1542 and encodes 513 amino acids.